UCUGGUCUAUGUAUUAUUGCCUGCGCUUUCCUGAGAAACACAAUUGCGAUCGGAGUCUUUCUCGCUCUAGCAGGUGCUGGAUUUUCAAUGACCUUCACACCAUUAAACCUCGCACUGAACGACUCCUUUCAAGAACAUUUUGUUUUUUGGAGCACAUUAACUUCAUAUGGCUACACAUUAGGUUCUAUGUUGAUGCCUAUUGUGAUUGAAAAAUCGCUUCAAGCUUAUGGAUACGAAGGUGCCUUCCUCAUUCUCGGUGCUAUUACACUUCAUACACUCGUAUGCGGCGCUGCGAUUCGGAAGGCGGUAGGCAACGGAGAUGCUAGCAGAACUGGCGGAUCCAACAACCAUGGGAAUGCGGAGAGUAAACACAAGCGUGGGAAUGAAAAUGGCGAAUUGAUGAACGAGACGGAUAUGCAUCUUCACUGGGAGGAGGAAGGGAAGACGGAGGAGGAAUCACAGGGGGAGGAACGAGAGGAUGAGAAUUGCAAAGAAACCUGCCAAGAGAAAAGACGGUUGAUCCAAUGCGAGCCUGUCCCUGCCCGAAACGCGCCAGCGGUUCUGUGUCACGGACUACUCCAGGAAAGGAUCUUCGUUGUUUCAAUUCCGAUUGCGUUCUUGAUGAAUUAUAUAAUCUAUGCCUGGAUGCUGUUUCUGGUUUCCCAUGCCGAGGAGUUGGGUAUUCCUCCACCCAGAGCUAUCUAUCUAUCCACAAUCGGCGGUAUAGCUGGCGUGAUUGGUCGCUCCGUCCUCAUGAUCCUCCUCAAACAUGGCGCCAAUGAUUUAGUCGUGUAUAUCAUCGCAGGUACAAUCUGUACUGUCUCCUUGUUGUUGGAUUUCAUCGGCUCCGAUUAUCCUAUUCGGGCUGUCCUGGCAUUUACACAGGGGCUCUGCUUUUUCAUCGAGGACAAUGUGUAUAUCAGCCUGUCCAAGAAAGCGGUCUUUGACGAGGCGAAUUUUGACAUAGCCUUGUCGCUUUACAGCUUCAUGUGCGGAGUCGGCAUUGCAUGUGGAGGGUUAUUGACAGGUUACCUCAUCGAUGUCACCCAAUCUUUUACGAAGGUCUUCAUCAUCAUCGGCUUCAUACAUGCCAUUGCAGUCAUCAAUCUCCUCGUCGUAGUCGUUCUCAUCAAAAGACGAGGCGAAGAGACGAUCAGUAAGCGUGCGUGAAUAUGAACUAAUUUCGGAAGACCAUGGAAAACGGGAUUGAUAUCUUAAAGAGCCAAAUACCUGAAGAAUAUUUUGCCUAUUCGAUUAUUCGAUUGGUAUGUUCGUAGUCAAUGGGUACUGACGUACCAAAGAUUCCG
Messenger RNA from Lytechinus pictus (painted urchin), 1307 nucleotides. Its product is annotated as monocarboxylate transporter 12-like. Lineage: Eukaryota; Metazoa; Echinodermata; Echinoidea; Temnopleuroida; Toxopneustidae. Gene Ontology annotation, cellular component: membrane. Gene Ontology annotation, molecular function: monocarboxylic acid transmembrane transporter activity. Gene Ontology annotation, biological process: transmembrane transport. The record is from RefSeq and is a predicted model, not a curated record. The coding region runs from base 88 to 1170 and encodes 360 amino acids. The transcript is spliced from 3 exons.